Messenger RNA from Phytophthora sojae, 150 nucleotides. RefSeq lists its product as hypothetical. The transcript has a single exon. Lineage: Eukaryota; Oomycota; Peronosporomycetes; Peronosporales; Peronosporaceae. The record is from RefSeq and is a predicted model, not a curated record. The annotation marks the transcript as partial. Gene Ontology annotation, molecular function: DNA binding.
UGGACGCCCGGUGAGCACGCGCGCUUCCUCGAGGCCGUGGAGCUGUAUCCACACGGGCCCUGGAAGCUCGUGGCCGCCUACAUCGGCACGCGCAGCACGCGGCAGGCCAUGACGCACGCCCAAAAGUACCGUCAGAAGCUCGAGCGGCGG